AUGUCUCCAAAUGAAUACUCCUCAACACCUCUGACUGAACAAUCCCCGCCGGAUUUCUCGCGUCCUUCUGUGGCUCGACAGCCGACUGAAUCUGGCAGCUUGUACUAUGGACACCAACCCCCAUCACUGGGAAGCAAGACAUGGAGCCAACAACAGGUUAAUCAAUGGCCAAGUCAUUCCCUAGCGGGAAAUAACAUGGCUCCGGCCCAACCUCAGCAACCACAACAAGCCAAUGUCUACGUUGAGCCGGAGUACCGACAACGAAACCCGAAAUACGGACGCGAAAAUGAGAAGCCAAUCUGGGGGCUAGCCAAGCCUCUUCCACGUGUUGUCCGACCUGGCAUGCGUCGAGAUGAAAAGAGUCAAAAAACUGCUCAACAGCCCGAACCCCCGGGUGAAUCAGCUCCCGCUCCAGAGAUGGAUGCAACGCCUGGAAUGCCGCCGCCGCAGUCUGGAGCUUCCCAAGGGCAGGGACAGACCUAUUCGUCUACAGCGCAGCAAGGCCUUGCUAAAAAACAUGCUAUUUAUGCCCCGCAACCCGAUGGCCUUCUUCGUCCGAUGGAAUCAGAAGCCAGUCAAGGAAAUGUGGCUCAGGACUCAGAUCAACUGGAGAAUCGAACGGGGGAGGAACAGCCACAGGAAGAAUUCUUGAAUCGCUGGGUCAAAAUCAGGCACCAGAUGAAGGAGCCUUUUGCAGAAUUCCUCGCGACAACCGUCGCCAUCCUCAUCGGCCUAUGCGGCACACUCGCAGUAUCGACCGGUGGGACAUCAGCGGGAAGCCGUCUUUCAGAGAACUGGGCCUGGGGCCUCGGAUUUAUGAUCGGUAUCUACCUCGCUGGUGGUAUAUCUGGUGCACAUUUGAACCCAGGAAUCUCUCUUACGCUUUGGAUCUUCCGUGGUUUCCCAGGUCGACGAUGUUUUUACUAUAUUGUUGCCCAGUUGCUUGGCGCAAUCACUGCCGCGGGUCUGACCUACUGUUUGUAUCGUGAUUCGAUCCUGACCCUAGCACCGAAUACAUCGCCAGGGACAUCAGGACUUGGAUUCUACACCGAACCACUUGACCAUAUCAGCUCCGCGACUGCUUUCUUUACAGAAUAUGUCGCCGACGUGGUGUUGCUUUGUGUUAUUUUUGCAAUGGGUGACGAUAGCAACGCACCUCCAGGAGCCGGUAUGCACUCUUUUGUGAUCGGCCUCGUUAUCUACGUCCUGUGUAUUUGCUUGGGGUUCAAUACGGGAGGAUGCUUGAAUCCUGUGCGGGACUUUGGACCCCGCCUGGUUGCCCUCAUGGCUGGCUAUGGCGGGCAAACUUUCACCAAUCAUCAAGGAUGGUGGUUUUGGGGCUGCUGGGUGGCUACCAUCAGUGGUUGUCUUACUGGGGGUGGUCUGUACGAUACACUCAUCUUCAUUGGAGGCGAAUCUCCCAUUAACUAUGCGCCAAGACGGCGGCGUAGAGCGCGGCUCAAGAAAGAGACCAAGUGGAGGAAGAGGCUCGGUAUCGGGAAGCAUAAGGUGCCUGACUUGGAGAAUGGGAUUCGGGAUUUGGAAGAUAAAGAGAAUUGA
This is a messenger RNA of Penicillium odoratum, 1560 nucleotides long. RefSeq names its product MIP/aquaporin family protein. Lineage: Eukaryota; Fungi; Ascomycota; Eurotiomycetes; Eurotiales; Aspergillaceae. The coding region runs from base 1 to 1560 and encodes 519 amino acids. The transcript is spliced from 3 exons. The record is from RefSeq and is a predicted model, not a curated record. Gene Ontology annotation, molecular function: glycerol channel activity; water channel activity. Gene Ontology annotation, biological process: water transport; glycerol transmembrane transport. Gene Ontology annotation, cellular component: plasma membrane.